AUGUCCUGGGCGUGCGACCAGGCAUUAACCGCGAACAUCGUGGAGAGUUAUCAGGUAGCUGGACCACUUUUCGUCAACGCCUUGCAAAGUUUCUUAGCAGCCCAGUGCGCCCUCGUUGGGGACCAUUUGUGGCCCGACGAUGCAACACAAGCCGUACUUAAUGAUCCAAAUUAUGACUUUAUAGUGGUGGGAGCUGGAUCGGCGGGUUCAGUUGUUGCCAACAGACUUAGUGAAAAUCCAGAAUGGAAAGUCUUACUUGUAGAAGCUGGAGGGAAUCCAACCCUAUCUACAGAGAAUCCACACCUUUUCUACAACAAUAUGGGUACUUCUUUAGAUUGGGGUUAUAAGACUGAACCUCAAGAUGGCGCUUGUGGAGGUUACAAAGAUAAAAGAUGUGCUUGGCCAAGGGGGAAAGUUCUAGGGGGCUGCAGUAGUAUCAACGCUAUGUUCUACGUUAGAGCUAACAAAGCAGAUUAUGACCAGUGGGCUGCAGAAGGUAACUACGGUUGGAGUUACGACGAUGUAUUACCAUAUUUCCUAAAAAGUGAAAACUUUCAUGGACACAUUACUGAAGAAAACAAAAUAUAUCAUAGUCAAAACGGCCCUCUUCAUGUUCAACAAGAAAAUAAGCCGCACCCUUUUGAAAACAUGAUUCUUGAGGCUGCCAGUGAACUUGGGUUAAACAACGUAAGCGAUAUUAAUGGUGCCAGCCAAAUGGGAGUCCUUGUAUCACACUAUACUACUAAAGACAAUUAUAGAUUCAGCACUGCUAGAGCAUUUUUAAGCCCAGCUAAAAGUAGGAAAAAUCUUCAUGUAAUGAAACAUGCCUAUGUGACGCAGGUUUUGUUUAAGUCAGGAUCGAACCGGGUUAGUGGCGUCCUAAUCAACAAAGAUGGAAAAAAUAUCAUAGUCAAUGCUAAAAAAGAAGUAAUUUUGUCAGGUGGAUCUAUUAACUCGCCACAGCUUCUAAUGCUAUCGGGCCUGGGUCCAAAAAAACAUUUAGAAGAAAAGGGUAUUGACGUCAAAGCUGAUUUAGCUGUUGGUGAAAACUUACAGGACCAUGUUUUCGCACCUUUAUUUUAUACUAUGCCAGGUGAUAAAGAAAUCACUUCACUACCAAAUAUAGCUGGAACCCUGAUGAAAUACAUUUUGGAAGGCACUGGUCCAGUGAAAGAUCUAAGUCCACACAGAGUAAUUGCAUUUAUAAAUACCACGGAUCCUCUAUCGUCUUUGCCAGAUAUUCAGUUUCACUAUUUAGUUACACCUCCCGGGUUAUCAAAUAUGCUUGACAUUUUUGGGAAACAUGGAUUUAAUGACGACAUUCACAAAAAGUACCUCAAAAUGAACGAAGAUAAAUUUAUUAUGCUUAUUUACGCCGUUCUUUUACAACCUAUGUCUAAAGGAAAAAUUCUUCUUAAGAGUAAAAAUCCUUUUGACAAACCUUUGAUAGACCCAAACUAUUUAAAAAAUCCUGAAGAUGUAGCAAGUAUUAUUAGAGCAUGUAAACAACAUAUUAUGAAGCUAGGCGAUACAAAUUCUUUCCAAAAAACAGGCUUUAAAUUAGAGUGGCUGGAUCUCGAUGCCUGCAAGGAAUUUAAUACAGCUAGCGACGAACACUUAGAAUGUACAAUUAGACAGUUGACUUUUUCACUAUACCAUCCAACAAGUACAGUUAAGAUGGGGCCUAAGGACGAUCCAACAGCGGUAGUAGACCCUGAGCUUAGGGUAUACAAAGUAAAGGGUUUACGCGUGGUUGAUGCCAGUAUUAUGCCAAACAUUUGUGUCAGCAAUAUAAUUUCUAAAAUGUCGUGGGCUUGCGACCAGGCGCUCACCUCUAACAUAGUGAAUAGUUACCAGACGGCCGGACCUCUCUUCGUACAAACCCUGCAAAGUUUCUUAGCUGCACAAUGUGCUCUCGUUGGAGACCAUCUUUGGCCCGAUGAUGCCACGAAAGCUGUUCUUGAUGAUCCUAAUUACGACUUUAUAGUGGUAGGCGCUGGAUCUGCGGGAUCAGUUGUGGCGAACAGACUCAGUGAAAACCCGGAAUGGAAAGUUUUGCUGGUGGAAGCCGGAGGAAACCCAAAUAUAGCUACAGAGAUUCCGCAACUUUUCUUCUCCAACAUGGGUACCUCAGUGGACUGGGAUUAUCACAGUCAACCUCAAGAAGGUGCCUGUAGAGGUUACAAAAAGAAAGGAUGUGCUUGGCCACGGGGAAAACUACUAGGAGGUAGCAGUAGCAUUAACGGUAUGUUCUACGUGAGAGGUAAUAGAGCUGAUUACGAUGAAUGGGCGGCUAGUGGUAACAAUGGUUGGAGUUAUGAAGACGUAUUACCUUACUUCUUAAAAAUUGAAAACUUUAAUGGAGAUGUUACACAUGAAAACGAAAAAUAUCACAACCAAAAUGGACCUCUUAAUGUUGUGCAAGGUAAGCCAAAUCCUUUGGAAAACCUCAUCAUUCAAGCUGCUGUGGAACUUGGUAUUAAAAAUGUAACAGAUAUUAAUGGUGAUAACCAAAUGGGUAUUCUGGUGUCCCACACCAAUAUCAAAAAUAAUUUUAGAGUGAGCACUGCUAGAGCGUACCUAAGCCCCAUUAAAGAGAGAAAAAAUCUUCAUGUUAUGAAGCACACGUAUGCGACACAGAUUUUAUUUAUUCCGGGGUCAAAUACAGUAAGUGGCAUCCUUGUUAAUAAAUAUGGAAAAGAUAUUACAGUUAAUGCUAAGAAAGAGAUCAUUUUAUCAGGGGGUUCAGUCAACUCUCCGCAACUAUUAAUGUUGUCUGGUAUAGGUCCAAAAAAACAUUUGGAAGAUGUUGGUGUCACUGUAAUAGCAGACUUACCCGUUGGUGAGAACUUACAGGAUCAUAUAUUUGCACCCAUAUUUUACUCUAUGCCAUUUGAUAAAGAUACGACAACUCCGGCUAAUAUAUUCGGCGCAUUUGUAAAAUAUAUUUUGGAAGGCUCUGGACCACUUAAAAAUACUAGUCCGAACAGAGUAAUUAGCUUUAUAAAUACUACGGAUGCUAAAUCGUCUUCUCCUGACAUUCAGUUCCACUAUUUAUUUUUGCCUCCUGAUGCUUCCAACAUAACUGAUGUAUACGGCAAGCAUGGAUUAGGAGAAGAGUUUCAUCAAAAGUUUUUAAAAAUGAAUGAGGACAAACUAUUCAUUGCGGCCUAUUCCGUGGUAUUAUAUCCAAAAUCUAAGGGUAAAAUUCUUCUAGCGAGUAAAAACCCUUUUGAAAAACCACUUAUAUACGCAGACUACUUCAAAGAUCCUGAAGAUCUGGCAUGUAUGGUUAGAGCGAUGAAGCAGCAUUCGCUAAAGUUGGGUGACACAAAAACAUUUAAGAGUGCAGGAUUGAAUCUAGAUUGGGUCGAGCUAGAUGCAUGUAAAGAUAUUGAAAAGGCUAGCGAUGAACAUUUAGAAUGCAUAGCAAGAGAGUUAACUUUCUCCUUAUAUCAUCCAACUAGUACCGUGAAAAUGGGUCCUGAAAACGACGUGACGUCAGUCGUAGACCCAGAACUCAAAGUACGCAAAGUGAACGGUCUAAGAGUGAUUGAUGCUAGCAUUAUGCCAAAUAUCGUGAGAGGAAACACGAAUGCAGCAUCUAUGAUGAUUGGUGAAAAAGGAGCCGACAUGAUAAAACAUUCUUGGUUAAACAAAGAACACACAGAACUUUAA
Messenger RNA from Arctia plantaginis, 3678 nucleotides. The record is from the annotation of a GenBank genome assembly. Lineage: Eukaryota; Metazoa; Arthropoda; Insecta; Lepidoptera; Erebidae.